Messenger RNA from Odontomachus brunneus, 1167 nucleotides. RefSeq names its product odorant receptor 46a-like. The transcript has 6 exons. Gene Ontology annotation, biological process: sensory perception of smell; detection of chemical stimulus involved in sensory perception of smell. The coding region runs from base 1 to 1167 and encodes 388 amino acids. Gene Ontology annotation, molecular function: olfactory receptor activity; odorant binding. Gene Ontology annotation, cellular component: plasma membrane. Lineage: Eukaryota; Metazoa; Arthropoda; Insecta; Hymenoptera; Formicidae. The record is from RefSeq and is a predicted model, not a curated record.
AUGGCUAUAGACAUUACGAGAAAACGUCGGGAAAUGGAAUCGAAAAUUCAAGAGACGCGAGUGCUGCAACUCACGUUAAAAAUUCUCAUGAUUGUUGGCUGUUGGCCACCAGAUUCCUGGACAUCGUUCCGAAAACGCACGAUGUAUAACGCAUAUACGGUUUUCGUGAUUCUACUGUUAUUUACAUUUAUGUUGGCUCAACUGAUGGACAUCAUUUUCAACGUUGACAAUUCUGACGAAUUCGCGGAUACCUUCUACAUUAUGCUCGCCAUGGUGAUUUCCUGCUGUAAGAUGACCGGUCUCUUAGUCAAUCGCAAGAACAUAGGAACGUUCACCGAUAUCCUCACUGAGAAACCGUUCAUCCCGCUGGAAACUGACGAGGUGCAAAUACGACGCAAAUUCGACCGAACGAUAUAUAACAAUACUCUCUAUUACACGAUAUUAGUCGAGAUGACGUGCGCAUGUAUCGCGGUAAUAUCGUUGUUCACGGAUUUCCGCAAAGGUAAUUUAACGUACAGGGAAUGGACACCAUAUAACUACUCGUGCAGGAUCGUGUUCUAUGUGAUAUACACUCGUCAGCUAAUAAGCUCGACGUUCGGUUCUAUGGUAAACGUGGCUUGCGACAGUCUGAUCUGCGGUCUGUUGCUACACAUUUGCUGCCAGCUCGAGAUACUGGAGUGUCGGCUGAGAAAAAUCUCACUCGGCCGUAGCAAUCUACGUGAAUGUGUACGUCAGCACGAGCGUAUAUUUAAGUUUGCGCUUUUGGUGAACGAGAAAUUCAAAGUGAUCAUCGCCAUACAAUUCAUUGUGAGCACGUUGGUGGUGUGCUCCAAUUUAUAUCAACUGGCAAAGGUCACGUUGGACGCGCAAUCUUUUCCACUCGUAUUGUACACGUGCUCCAUGCUGACGCAAAUUCUCAUUUACUGCUGGUACGGGAAUGAAGUUAAACUAAAGAGUGUUCAACUGGCCCCCCACAUCUUCGGAGUAGAAUGGUUGUCAUUGGACAAAAGUAUAAAAGAGGGCAUGAUAUUAAUAAUGAAACGUGCGUUAGUGCCGAUCGAAUUUUCCAGCGCGUACAUCCUCACGAUGAAUCUCGAGUCGUUCGUAAGCUUGCUCAAGACAUCAUACUCAGCUUACAAUAUACUGCAACAAAAGCAAGAAACGUAA